Messenger RNA from Columba livia (rock pigeon), 1365 nucleotides. RefSeq names its product eukaryotic translation initiation factor 3 subunit H (gene EIF3H). Lineage: Eukaryota; Metazoa; Chordata; Aves; Columbiformes; Columbidae. The record is from RefSeq and is a predicted model, not a curated record. The transcript has 8 exons. The coding region runs from base 169 to 1215 and encodes 348 amino acids. Gene Ontology annotation, molecular function: protein binding; translation initiation factor activity; metallopeptidase activity. Gene Ontology annotation, cellular component: eukaryotic 43S preinitiation complex; cytoplasm; cytosol.
CCGCCCGCCGAGUCGGUGUCGAGGCCGAGCGGGGUCCGACCCACCCGUGAGGAGCCGCCGCGGGGGCACCGCGCAUGCGCUUCUCGCCGAGUUUCCGCCCGGAGCCCUUUCCCUGCGUCUCCACUUCCGGUGUUUUAUUUUUCCCUUUCCGGCCGGUGCGAGGGAAAGAUGGCGUCGCGCAAGGAAGGCUCCGGGGCUGCUGGCAGCGGCUUCGGCGCCUCCAAAGGCAAAGGCAAGGCCGCCGCCACGGGGGACUCGGCCGUCAAGCAAGUGCAGAUCGACGGGCUGGUUGUGUUAAAGAUCAUUAAACAUUACCAAGAAGAAGGACAGGGGAAUGAAGUGGUCCAGGGAGUGCUGCUGGGUCUUGUGGUGGAUGACAGACUUGAAAUCACAAAUUGCUUCCCUUUCCCUCAGCAUACAGAAGAUGAUGCAGACUUUGAUGAAGUUCAAUACCAGAUGGAAAUGAUGCGAAGCCUUCGCCACGUAAACAUUGAUCAUCUCCACGUUGGCUGGUACCAGUCCACGUACUAUGGCUCUUUUGUCACCCGUGCCCUCCUGGACUCCCAGUUCAGUUACCAGCACGCAAUUGAGGAGUCUGUAGUUCUCAUUUACGAUCCCAUUAAGACUGCCCAAGGGUCUUUGUCACUAAAGGCUUAUAGACUGACUCCCAAACUGAUGGAAGUUUGCAAAGAAAAAGACUUCUCUCCAGAGGCCUUGAAAAAAGCAAAUAUUUGUUAUGAAAACAUGUUUGAAGAAGUGCCCAUUGUAAUUAAGAAUUCAUACCUGAUCAAUGUGAUGCUGUGGGAACUGGAAAAGAAGUCCGCAGUAGCCGAUAGACAUGAAUUGCUCAGUCUGGCUAGCAGUAAUCACCUAGGGAAGAGUCUGCAGCUGCUGAUGGACAGAGUGGAUGAGAUGAGUCAGGACAUUGUUAAAUACAAUACCUACUUGAGGAAUGUAAGCAAACAGCAGCAGCAGAAACACCAGUACCAGCAGAGACGUCAGCAGGAAAAUUCACAGCGUCAAAGCCGAGGAGAACCCCCUCUUCCUGAGGAGGACAUCAAUAAACUUUUUAAACCACCGCAGCCGCCUCCGAGAAUGGAGUCACUCCUUAUUGCGGGUCAAAUUAAUACCUACUGCCAGAAUAUUAAGGAGUUCAAUGCACAGAACCUGGGCAAGCUUUUCAUGGCUCAGGCUCUCCAAGAUCACAACAACUGAAGAAACUUUGCCAUAGCCAUCAACAGGAAAAGUUAUUUACAGUUUUAUGCCAUUCACGAUCCUCUUGAAAAUUUAGUGUAUUGGGAAAAGAGUCACCUUGGUUUGUGUAGAAUUCUCCUGUAAGAAAAAUAAAGGCAAAUUUUAAUGAUA